Andrographis paniculata is the source of this 1704-nucleotide messenger RNA. RefSeq names its product salviol synthase-like. Bases 1 to 1515 code for a protein of 504 amino acids. The record is from RefSeq and is a predicted model, not a curated record. The transcript has 2 exons. Gene Ontology annotation, molecular function: monooxygenase activity; iron ion binding; oxidoreductase activity, acting on paired donors, with incorporation or reduction of molecular oxygen. NCBI's taxonomy places the organism in Eukaryota, Viridiplantae, Streptophyta, Magnoliopsida, Lamiales, Acanthaceae.
AUGGAUCGUGAUUUCUUAUCUUCUAUUAUCCUUUUUUCUUCUCUCAUAUUUCUUGCAUUCUUAUGGAAUCUAAUCACUCGCUCCAAACGUCCCCGGAGUUCCGGCGAACUUCCGCCGGGGCCGAGAAAGCUGCCGGUCAUCGGGAACUUGCACAACCUUGUCAGCUCCCGACCACCGCAUCAUAUUUUAGCCGACUUGGCGUCGAAAUAUGGGGCGAUGAUGCACUUGCGGCUAGGUGAAAUCAGCACGGUUGUUAUAUCGUCGCCGGAGGCAGCAAAAGAGGUCAUGAAGACAUAUGACAUCAACUUCGCUAAUAGGCCAUCUUUCUAUGCAUCGAAGAUUAUAACUUAUGACAACUCCGACAUAGGAUUCUCCAAUGGAGAAUACCGGAAAAAUUUGCGAAAAGUAAGCAAAAUGGAGCUGCUGAGUGCGAAGCGCGUCAAAUCUUUUCGUCCCUUAAGGGAAGAAGUGUUUUCGGAUAUGUGCAGUUGGAUAGCUUCAAAAGAAGGCUCGUCGAUAAACUUGACUGAGAAAGUUUCCUUGGCGACUUUUGAUGUGGCUUUGCGGGCAUCGCUUGGCGGAAAGAUUGAUGAACACACAGCAAUGGUAGAUGUAACUAAGGAGUCUUUCGAUUUACUCGCAGGAUUUUAUGCCGGCGAUUUGUUUCCCUCCAUCAGUUUGUUGCAAUCAAUCGACGGAUUUAGAGGUCGUGUGGAGAAGGUGCACAAACUAUCCGAUGCCAUACUCCAGAAGAUUAUUGACAGUCGAAAAGUAGCCAAAUCUCAAGGCAAAACACACGAAAACUUGGUUGAUAUUCUCCUCAAAUUCCAUAAGGAUACCGGGCAUGAUCUCGGCUUAAGCGAUGACAAUAUAAAAGCUGUGCUACAGGAUAUGUUCAUUGCUGGAAUCGAAACAUCAUCGACAACUACAGAUUGGGCCAUGGCAGAAAUGAUGAAACAUCCAAGCCUUCUUAAGAAGGCACAAGAUGAGGUGAGACAGAUUUUUCUCGACAAGGGAUUUGUCGAUGAGUCCGACUUCGAUGAGCUAAAGUACCUAAACUUAGUGAUCAAAGAAACUUUCCGAAUCCACCCGCCGGGGCCUUUAAUUCUCAGAGAAAACAAAGAGACCUGUGAGAUCAAUGGAUACACAAUACCUGCAAAAACAAGGGUUGUGGUGAAUGCAUGGGCCAUUGGAAGAGAUCCCAAAAUCUGGAAAGAUGCCGACAGCUUUAUACCAGAGAGAUUUCUCGAUAACAAUAUUUCAGCCGAUUACACUGGAAAGAAUUUCGAUUACAUCCCUUUUGGCUCUGGUCGAAGGAUUUGCCCUGGAAUGUCAUUCGGCAUAGCUAACGUCGAAUUCCCAUUGGCAAUGUUACUCUACCACUUCGAUUGGGUUUUGCCACAGGGAAUCAAACCUGAAGAUGUGGACAUGGCUGAAUCCUUUGGCCUUACAGCAGUAAGAAAAACUCCUCUUACUGUGAUUCCCAAAUUGAAAAACCCUUUGCCUGUAAAGUAAAAUCGAGAGACACACUAUCUUCCUUAAUUUCCUUGUUCGAUCGAGCCAUUUGUAAUCAUUGAAAAAUAAGGCUUGAUCGAUGUAUAAGCACUAGCUACUGCUAAUAAUAGAUUUAAACUUGUUUUACUUUUUUUCGAAACUUUGGUUAAUGAAUUCCAUCUAUCUUACAGGAGAGACCAUGAGGCUGUG